Aegilops tauschii subsp. strangulata is the source of this 927-nucleotide messenger RNA. Its product is annotated as transcription repressor MYB4. Gene Ontology annotation, biological process: cell differentiation; regulation of DNA-templated transcription. Gene Ontology annotation, molecular function: transcription cis-regulatory region binding. The record is from RefSeq and is a predicted model, not a curated record. Gene Ontology annotation, cellular component: nucleus. NCBI's taxonomy places the organism in Eukaryota, Viridiplantae, Streptophyta, Magnoliopsida, Poales, Poaceae.
CCCCUAGCUAGCUAUCUAAGUCGACCUAACCAUCGCAAGCUAGCACACGUACCAGCUACUAGCCAUGAGGGAGCCACGACGCAGUCCGAGCAGGCAGCCGACGACGGCGAGGAGCCGCCGCCGGCCGAAGCUUGUCACGGAGCGCCUGACCACUACUAUCAGUGAUGCGCGGUCGCUGCAGCCGGCUAUGGCUACAGGGGGGCUACUUGCUGGGACGACGACGAACUUCUCCGAGGACGAGGAGGACCUCCUCAUCAAGCUGCAUGCUUUGCUCGGAAACCGCUGGUCCAUCAUCGCCGGGAGGCUGCCUGGGAGGACGGGCGAGGAGGUCGAGGCCCACUGGGGUUCGCCGGCGAUGAGGAGGCGCACGGGCGGCGCCGACCCCGACAGCCAUCGUGUGCUAUUGCAGGCUUUGCUAGCCUCGUCACAUGAUCAGCACGGCGAGCAUCUGCCAAGGGUAAUUCCAAAUGAAGUGCGCCGGGAGCACCGGGGCCGUCCUUCCUUCUCCAACGACGGACUCGACGACUGGGCAUUGUCGGACGCCGACAGCAGGUGCCUCGCUCAAGUGAACCUGGAGCUCAGCCUCUCUAUGCCGUGCAGUACGUCUACUUAAUUUGGAGGGUUUCACCUGGUGUUUACAUACUUCGGUUGAUGGCUUCUGUACCGUAUAAGAAACAGUCCUAUUAUUGUACUCCCUCCGUCCGAAAAAGCUUGUCCCUCAAAUGGAUGUAUCUAGCUCCAAGUUAGUACUAGAUACAUCCACUUAAGGGACAAGUUUUUUUAGACGGAGGAAGUACUAUGUAUGUAUGUGUACUGACUACUACUCCAAGUUCGAGUUGAGCCCAUCACCGCUCCUUAAUUACUCAGUAUAUGAAGCAGCUUGUAUUGUCUACAAGAGAGAUAUAUAGGCUCAUCAUUUAAUGCUCA